Fusarium oxysporum Fo47 is the source of this 480-nucleotide messenger RNA. Its product is annotated as rhamnose mutarotase. Bases 93 to 452 code for a protein of 119 amino acids. The record is from RefSeq and is a predicted model, not a curated record. The transcript is spliced from 2 exons. NCBI's taxonomy places the organism in Eukaryota, Fungi, Ascomycota, Sordariomycetes, Hypocreales, Nectriaceae. Gene Ontology annotation, molecular function: racemase and epimerase activity, acting on carbohydrates and derivatives.
AGCUGCUACACUACUUUCGAUCCUGUUUUGUCUUACUACUCUCACUCUCACCGACAAUACGCAUAGUACGGUCCGCCAUUUAUAAACACAAGAUGUCACAAACAGCUCGCCGAUUCGCUCAGAUCGUCAAACUGAAGCCUCAACACCUUGCUGAGUACAAGGAAGUCCACGCUAGAGUCUGGCCCGACGUCCUCAAGCAGAUCCAAGAGUGCAAUAUUCGAGACUACAGCAUUUUCUACGAUGAUCAGAGCCACAUUCUCUUCGCCUCGUUCAAAUACAUCGGCUCGGACUACAGCUGCGACAUGGAGAAGAUGGCAAAGAACCCCCGUGUGAGGGAAUGGUGGAAGAUGACAGACGCCUGGCAGGAGAGUCUUGUGCCUGGUGCAGUGAGCUCUGAGGCCGGCGAGCCUUCUUGGUGGAAGCCAGUUGAGGAGGUCUUUUAUCAGCCUUAAGGUGAAUAGAAUGCAACAUAAAAUUCAG